This is a messenger RNA of Anopheles merus, 10073 nucleotides long. Its product is annotated as ankyrin-3. The record is from RefSeq and is a predicted model, not a curated record. Gene Ontology annotation, biological process: signal transduction. Gene Ontology annotation, molecular function: protein binding. The coding region runs from base 498 to 7814 and encodes 2438 amino acids. The transcript has 16 exons. Lineage: Eukaryota; Metazoa; Arthropoda; Insecta; Diptera; Culicidae.
AGAAAGAGAGAGAAAGAGAGAGAGCCUUUUACUGUGGUGCGGUUGGAAAAAUCGAUACGGUCGGUGACUGCUUUGUUGAUUUUUGUUGUUGUUGUUGUUGGUUUUGUUAGUUGAUUGUCGUCAUCGAUGUUCUUUCUGCAUUAAACCAGAGCAUACUGCAUACGUACUUACUACAUGUCCGUGUGAAAAAGUCUAGUCUAGAAGCAAAAACAAAGCGCAGGCUGUGGCUCCAAACUCGGGAAAUCCAUAGUUGCCCAUUCUUUGCCCGGUAAAAUGCAGUAAGCGUGUUCAAAUGCUAUCUCGGUUUAAUAGCAAUUAAUCGCGAGUGUCUGUGUGUUUGUGUGUGUGUUUGAGAGUGUGUGCUAGUGGUUCCGGUUAUUACAUUUUGCGAAACUGUAUUGUACAGAAUAUAGAGAGGAAACAGUCGCCGCUACGUAUCAAAACACCGCAAUACGGAAUCCAUUGUCGAACGCGGCUUGGCUAGCGGAAAUCACAGCAUGGCACUUGAGGAGACCCAAAACAAUGGGUCCGCGGUGGCGGUAGCUCCCAAGGAAGCGGUGCCACCGUCGCUCAAGCAACAGCAGCAACCACCGCAAGGUCAAGCGCAGAUACAGUCGUCGACAUCCAACGAAAAGCUGAACAAUCUUGUCAACGGUGGUGGCGCCACGACGGAAAAGUCUCGAUCCAACAACAAACAGAACGACACAAACACAGCGUUCCUGAGAGCAGCGCGGGCAGGGGAUCUACAGAAACUGAUAGAGUACCUCGAAACCGGUCAAGUAACCGACAUCAACACGUGCAAUACGAACGGCCUGAAUGCACUGCAUCUAGCGGCAAAAGAUGGACACUAUGACAUCGUGAACGAGCUGUUGAAACGCGGGGCGCUCGUCGAUAAUGCCACCAAGAAGGGUAACACAGCGCUUCACAUCGCUUCAUUGGCUGGCCAAAAGGAAAUCAUUCAACUGCUUCUGCAGUACAACGCAUCGGUUAAUGUGCAGUCUCAGAACGGAUUUACGCCGCUCUACAUGGCUGCGCAGGAAAACCACGACGAGUGUGUGAAUUAUCUGCUAGCAAAAGGUGCUAAUCCAGCGCUAGCUACUGAGGAUGGCUUUACACCGUUGGCGGUAGCCAUGCAGCAAGGUCACGAUAAAGUAGUUGCAGUGCUCCUUGAAAGCGACACUCGUGGAAAGGUUCGAUUACCAGCUCUUCACAUAGCAGCUAAAAAGGAUGACGUAAAAGCGGCGAAGCUGUUGCUAGAGAAUGAACACAAUCCAGACGUAUCAUCCAAAAGCGGCUUCACUCCACUACACAUCGCUGCUCACUACGGCAAUGUAAACGUCGCACAACUAUUGAUUGAAAAAGGUGCAGACGUGAACUUUACUGCAAAACACAACAUCACACCUCUACACGUUGCGUGCAAGUGGGGAAAGCUGAACAUGGUAAAGCUGCUGAUCGCUAACCAUGGUCGCAUCGACAGUAUCACCCGGGACGGUCUUACGCCACUUCACUGUGCCGCCCGGUCAGGCCACGAUCAGGUGAUCGAGGUAUUGUUAGAACAUGGGGCCGAGAUCAUUUCCAAGACCAAAAAUGGACUUGCCCCGCUCCAUAUGGCGGCCCAGGGCGAACACGUCAGCGCGGCUCGCAUUUUACUAAUGAACAAAUCACCCGUUGAUGAUAUUACGAUCGACUAUCUCACUGCGCUCCACGUCGCCGCCCACUGUGGACACGUGAAGGUAGCAAAGCUGCUGCUCGACCGAAAUGCCGAUCCGAAUGCACGAGCACUGAACGGAUUUACACCGUUGCAUAUUGCCUGCAAAAAGAAUCGUAUUAAGGUGGUGGAGCUUCUCCUAAACCAUGGUGCAACAAUUGGAGCAACAACGGAGAGCGGCCUAACGCCGCUGCACGUGGCCAGCUUUAUGGGAUGCAUGAAUAUCGUGAUCUAUCUGCUGCAGCACGAUGCAAGUCCGGACAUACCGACUGUUCGCGGUGAAACUCCACUUCAUCUGGCAGCACGUGCUAAGCAGACGGACAUUAUACGCAUCUUACUUCGAAAUGGAGCGUACGUAAAUGCACAAGCUCGUGAAGAUCAGACACCGCUUCAUGUCGCUUCGAGAAUUGGUAACAUGGAAAUUGUGAUGCUGCUUUUGCAACACGGCGCAAAGAUUGAUGCUGUUACGAAGGACAACUACACACCGCUACACAUCGCAGCAAAGGAGGGCCAGGAUGAAGUGGCAGCAUUGCUACUGGACAGCGAAGCCAACGUAGAAGCGGUUACGAAAAAAGGCUUUACACCGUUGCAUUUGGCGGCAAAGUACGGUAAUCUUAAGUGCGCCGAACUGCUGCUAGAGCGCGGUGCUCAAGUGGACGUACAGGGCAAGAACGGCGUUACCCCGUUGCACGUUGCUAGUCACUACGAUCAUCAAAAGGUAGCGCUUUUGCUGCUUGAGAAAGGUGCUUCACCGUACUCACCAGCUAAGAACGGCCAUACCCCAUUGCACAUUGCGUCGAAGAAGAAUCAGCUGAACAUCGCAACCACGCUGCUGGACUAUAAGGCCGACGCAAAUGCGGAGAGUAAAACCGGUUUCACACCGCUUCACCUAUCUGCCCAAGAAGGUCAUGGUGACAUGGCCCGUGUUCUGCUGGACAAUGGGGCAGAUCCAAACCAUGCCGCUAAAAAUGGGCUAACACCAUUGCACUUGUGCGCACAGGAAGACCAUGUAGGCAUUGCCGAAACGCUGCUGGAGCACAAGGCUCGCAUCGAUCCGGUUACAAAGACUGGCUUUACACCGCUGCACGUAGCCGCUCAUUUUGGCCAGGCGGGAAUGGUGAAGUACCUGAUCGAAAACGAUGCUAACAUCGAAAUGAAGACCAAUAUUGGUCAUACACCGUUGCAUCAGGCUGCUCAGCAAGGGCACACACUCAUCAUUAACAUUCUUCUGAAGAACAAAGCUAAUCCGGAAGCAGUUACUAAUGGCGGCCAGACAGCGCUUUCGAUUGCGGACAAACUGGGCUACAUCACAGUGGUGGAAACGUUAAAGGUAGUCACAGAGACCAGUGUUACACAGACAGUGGAUGAAAAGUUUAAGAUCGUUGGACCGGAAACUAUUCACGAGACGUUCCUGUCGGACUCGGAAGAUGAGGGAGGCACACCACCCCCACCGACCGCUAUGAAAGCCCUAAUGCAAGCGCAGCAGUUGUAUGGCGGUAGUGGUGCUAUCAAGUACUAUCAAUCGCAAAUGCGUUACACACGUGAAGAUCCGAUCAUGUCCGACCAACAGCAAUACAACUACAUGACGAGCGAUGAAAACAAGCAGUUUGACGAUACGAACCUCACCAACAUGAGUAUUGAUCCGUUGAAAGAUGACAAAUACCUGGAGAAGAUCAUUUCCCGCGCAGAGAACUACACCGUAUCGGCCAUGGAUCGGUCACACACGCCCAAUCCACUUGACAUUACCGUGACUGAUAAUGUCAACAUCACUCGCAAACCGAUCCACGUUGGAUUUAUGGUAUCGUUUUUGGUUGAUGCACGCGGCGGCGCAAUGCGUGGCUGUCGCCACAGUGGUGUGCGUGUGAUCGUACCACCCCGAUCAGCCGCACAACCUACAAGAAUUACCUGUCGCUACGUGAAGCCUCAACGUAUUACCAACGGUCCUCCAUUGAUGGAAGGAGAGGCCCUGGUAAGCCGUAUUCUCGAGUUGGCUCCUGUAGGUGCCAAGUUCCUUGGGCCCGUUAUUCUUGAGGUUCCACAUUUUGCUUCACUGCGCGAUAAGGAACGUGAAAUCAUUAUCCUUCGAUCUGACAAUGGAGAAACUUGGCGUGAACAUACCCUAUACGAUAGUGAAGAAGCUAUCCAUGAAGUGUUGAACGAGACCUUCAAGGGUGAUACGUUAAACUUGCUUGAAGAUUUGCAUACAAAUAGGAUUACGCGCAUCGUCACCAAUGACUUUCCGCACUACUUUGCGAUCGUUUCGCGCAUCCGCCAGGAGGUCCAUGCAAUCGGACCGGAGGGUGGCACUGUGUCUGCAACGGCCGUCCCACAAGUACAGGCGAUUUUCCCGCAGAACGCGUUGACCAAAAAAAUCCGCGUCGGACUGCAGGCUCAGCCGAUUGACAUGAACACGACGGCCAACUUGCUCGGCCGUAGCGUAGCCGUCUCGCCGGUUGUCACAGUGGAACCACGACGCCGUAAGUUCCACAAGGCAAUUACGCUCAGUAUGCCGGCACCGAAGGCAUACAACUCAGGCAUGAUCAAUCAGUACUCGGGCAAUGCGCCUACGUUGCGUCUGCUUUGCUCGAUCACGGGAGGCCAGAACAAAGCCGUCUGGGAAGACGUCACUGGUUCUACGCCCUUAACGUUCGUCAACGAUUGUGUUUCGUUCACUACGACAGUGUCAGCCCGUUUCUGGCUGAUGGACUGCCGCAACAUUGGCGAGGCAACGAAGAUGGCCACUGAGCUGUACUCCCAAAUGGCGCACGUACCGUUCAUGGUGAAGUUUGUCGUAUUUGCCAAACGUGUCGAUCAAAGCGAGGCAAAACUAAGCGUAUUCUGUAUGACAGACGACAAAGAAGACAAAACACUGGAGCACCAGGAGCACUUUACCGAGAUUGCAAAGUCUCGGGAUAUCGAGGUAUGCGAAGGGCGCACUGUCUAUCUGGAGUUUGCCGGUAAUAUUGUGCCAGUGAUGAAAUCGGGAGAACAGCUUUCCCUGCAGUUCAACGCGUUCAAAGAAAACCGGCUCACCUUCACGGUCAAGAUCAAGAACAACCUGGACGAUUUACUUGGACGUAUUUCUUUCAUGAACGAACCGAAAGUGGCCAAGGGUGAGCCGAUUCAGACCCCGCUGUGCACUCUCAACUUUACCCUUCCCUCCGAGAAGUUUGGUCUUGGUGGGGACGACCUGGAGACAACUUCCGAAUUCGAUCAAAGCUCCACCGAGGUGCUGAACAGCGAACAGCAAGCCGUCGUCGCAGCCGCCAAUCGCGGUAAAACGCUCAACUUCACCUUCCAAAAUGGUGAUGGUGGGAGCGAAAUACACAAGGCAGACAUAAAAAUCACCGAUAUUUGCAACCUGCUCGGAUCGGAUUGGCCACUGCUAGCCGAUGAGCUUGCAAUUACACCGUCCGACGUCGAAUUGAUACGGGCGGAGUAUCCGAACGACGAGCCACAGCAAGCAAUAGUAAUGCUGCGGCUAUGGUUACGUCAAGCCGGCAGGGAUGCGACUGGAAAUGUGCUUGAACAGGCCCUCAUUAAAAUCAAUCGGCCUGACAUUGUGAACAAAUCGAUUACGAAUUUGGAGCCUGUAACGGACGAAUACGAGCGACGAGUUGCACAGCGGCAAAUCGGUUCGAUGAAUGGGCUUGACGAAAUUGACCCGGCAAGAGUUAACGGAUUGCUAGUCGCUAGCAGCAUGAUGCACGAAUCGGAACAUGAACCGACCGAAGAAAAGCAAGAACACGAAGCAGUAGAAAAGGACAAACAAUUACCGGUGGACAACAUUUCGCCAACGGGUUCAGUGUCUCCAGAUACUACCGAAGCGUUCCAGCAGAUUCGUCGUGAGAGCGAAAUUCUCGGAAUAGCAGCGAUCAAAAAGGAGGACCUUUCCACGCCCCCACCCAGUCCGGCCGAUUUCAGCACCCAAGUCAGCCAGAACAGCAGCAAGGCAAGCGCGGAUGAGGGACGAAACGAUGCAGUAGCCGAGGAUGUGCAAGAAAUCAUUCAACAAGCCAUCAAAGAUCAUGACACGCAUGACGAAGACGAGGAGGAAGACGCUCCGGUGGCGGUGGGUGCGGUUGGCAGCGAUUCGGCUACCAGCGAUCGCGAGGAAGAUUCCGAAGGAUUCGAGCUGGACCUCGAGACGGACAAGAGCGGCAAAGUGAAGACGAUCAAGAAACACUCAAAAGUGAACAUAAAAAUUAACAAAACCGUCGCACAACGUCCGACUGUGGGAGACAUCGAAUGGGAAGCGCCAGGAUCGGAAUGCCCGCGGCAACCACAAAUAGAGAUUUCGUCAGUAAACUUGGAGGACGUUUCGAACGAUCGGCGGUACAGCUUGGAUCAUAUUGAUCCGAUUGCUGAAGGACUGACUACGGGCGUUAACGCGCGUGCUUACGAGAAGUCUCUCUCCACACCGGGCGAAACCGAACAGAAAAAGUCCGAACAGAUCGUUAUCAUCUCGUCCGAUAACAACAUCUCGGAGGUGCCGGCCGACUACUCGGGUGACAUUGACGAGUUCAUUUUUGUGCAAACGUCGCCGGAAAACUUUGCCAAAAUGGAGAAAGAGCAAGCCGCUGGUGGCGUUGUGACGGAUGAGGACGACAACAGCAAUUUAGUGAUCAUUACAGAGGAGCACUAUGACUAUGAACUUACGAGCGAUGACGAUCGACGCUCGUCCAGUGUGCUGGAGGAUCCUUCUCCGCCCGAGGAGAAAGAUCUCGAAGGGUACACAGUUGCGCCGUCUUCGGAUUCCAGGCCAGAAGCUCAAAAGCGCUUUAUUGUCGGUGGUAGCAGUAGUUCGGAAAGCGACGAAGAAGCCCACCAGCGACAGCACCAUCAUCAGUCCGGAUCGACAUCGCUUGGAAGGCGCACGAUGCGAACUAAAGCCGUUCCUACGGGUCUGACCAUUACCGAGGACGAAACAGUCGUGCUGAAAGGCGAUCAGACAAACCAGACCAGUACCACCAGUCCCGCGAUAACCGUCUGUCAGCCGACACCGCCACCGGUGCAGCCUCCCUCUAGUAGUACCAGCAACAACUUCUCCAUCCGCACAGGACCGGGAUCAUCGAGCGGGUCAGACGUCGCCCUGCACGAAACGGCGGGCGAGCUGAGCGAUGACGAUGAAACAGGUAAAGUCAGCAGCAAUGCCGCGGUGGCCAAUAGUGGUCAAACCGGUACGAUUGAACAGAAAGCGGAGACUUGUUUAGCAGAGGAAUCGCAUCCUUCUUUCCCUGUUACCACCUCGGGUGUGGCGGUGAUCGUAACCCAAGUAUCCAACGAUCUGAUCGAAGACGAAGAGCCUCCGCAGGUAGCGGAGGAGGACAAUGAUGAUGUGUUGAUCGAUUUUGGUGGAGGAGACAAACUGAACGAUUCUGGCGUCGAUAACACUGACGAUAUUCGUGCCACUGGCACUGGUGGUGGCUCUGUACUUGUUCAAGCAGGAUCGGACCUAGCAGAAGACAGUACAGAAAUUAAAAACUAUCUUGUUCAGAACAAUGAUCAGAUGACAGGAAUGGAGCCAACCGAACCGCCAAUGGAGUCCGCCACUCCGCUGAACGAUGGUUCCACUCGAACCGAAACAAAUACUAUCGUUGACGAAUCGGAUGAUGGAACUGUUCGUACUACGAUUAUCACUACAACGACUACGCUGAGUACGACCGGCGACGAUAUACCGGAGGAUUUGGAAGAACAGCUACUGAAACAACUGCGGGAUCAGCAGCUGUUGCAGGAAACCCAGCAGCUGCAGCAGAAUCAGCCACAGUCAAACGUACAGGAAGGCAAUCAGGUGGUCACAAUAACUACAACUACUGCGGAUGAAGAUCCGGACACGGGUGUAGAAACGACGUCCACCUCGACCACACGAACCACAACGACGACUAAAACGAUCACGCUGACUCCGGACGGAGAUUUCCCCGAGGAUGAAUUGCUGCAAAAGAUCACAACGACCACGACGCACACCUCCCAGCAGAAUAUACCCGAAAUGGUAAAGGAAACCACCGUCACCGUAACGGAAAUGGUGGACGGCCGGACGCUAGACGGUGCUGCCAAAGCACUCAACAACAUAGUCGACGACUUUAUGAACCACGAGCGGAAAAACUAAAAUGUGCGAUUUGAUAGUUUUAAACGUUAUUAUGAGGCACCAUCGCGAAGAAUUGUCGUGCAGCCAAGUCAUGUUUCGACACCCAGGAUGAAGGCACAACGUCCGUAGGGUACGACGAAAUGCGAAAUGAACCUUUCUAUAUUGCACUCACGAGUAGGUCUUUGCGCACAAGCUACAAACUGUUUUAAUCUACGAAGGUAGAGGUAAAGGUUUUUUAUUUACUUGUGUCUAUAAAGUAUCUCGCACACCUUAGCAGCCAGGAGUUCUCUUUUGAGUUCACCCGAAGGACGGGCUUUUUUCUAGUGCCUGUAUAAGUUUUUUUUAUUACAAGUGUGUGAUCGCAAUGACAACGAAAAGCUUACAACAAAGAUGCGUGUGCGUGUUGAUGCUCUCGCUUAACAGCGAUCGAUGCAGAUACAGCAGAUGUGUUUGUCCCUGGACCAUUCAACUCUUUCUACAAGAAAUAGGAGUUGUAAAAUCGCAAUCAUAUAUAAACUGGUCCCCGGUACUACUUAUCUUUGCGUCAUACGGCAUUAGCUAAUGUAGUGUGUGUGUGCAGUUUUUUUUCUUAACAAUAUAUCACUUUGCACAUAACAUGAGCCCGAUCAUCAUCGUGAUGCUAGAUGGCAGCGAAGGUGUGAAGACAAAAUCAGAACGAAAAAUCCAUGGAAUUAAGCUUAACGUACAAAUUGUCACGCAAGAUAUCGUUGAGAUCCCGAACUAUAAAGUUUCACUACAUAUAAUGAAAUCGUCGCAAAACAACAAAACAUGAAAAUACAAAACUCUAGUUAGUCGUACACACGUAGAUGCAGAGCAAAACAGCAAAAUUCUCCGCGCCGUAUAUUCAUAUACAUAUUUAUCUUAGAUGUAAGGAAUACCAGUUACAGCACGUAAUGCAAACGAAAUCAGUAGCUUUACGGCUAUGGAUGUAAGAAAAUGACAUCAAACCGUUUUCUGAGUCACAGUUUCACUGACCAUAGAUGCAGGCGUGAAACGCAAACAACAACGCUUGGGCAUUGAUGAGCAUAAAAGUAAGCAAACAUUCGCAUCAUAGGAACUAUUAUACAAGCAUUAUAAAUCGUAGCACAAUAUUAAUUGAUGCCGAAAUGUAGGGUCCCAAUGCAUAGGCAAAUCGAAAAGCUUCUCAUAAAAAAAAACAAAAACAUACUAUUUAUAGAUUGAUGGUAGCAAAUCGUACCCAAAAAAACAAUAAUAUUCUCGCUUUGCUUAUCGUACCCAACUAAGCCGGAUCAGGUCAAAUGAGUGCAGGCAGCCGAUUUUGAAGAUAUUUGUAUUUGUUUAUCCUAUUUGUUUUGCGAAUGAUAAUUCGUGCUCUGUUCAGACGUAUCAAUUGUUGCGCUACCGCCUUUCUAAUCCCAUUUUUACCAGUGAUUUCAAAUUGAUGGCAACCGGGGCAAUCAAAUCGUUUUGCUUUUAUUUGUAAAGAUAUAUUGUGUAAGAUUUCUGUUUUGUUGUAUUGAAUUAUGUAUAAUUUUAUUGCUUUGUGAAAAUCAAACACUAUUUUGCUUCACGUACUAAUGUUAUUCAAUUUGUAUCUUCAACAUCAGCAUAAACUUUAAAUGGCAGCUCAAGUUGCGGAAACCGAUUGAUUGUGAGUGAUGUGUUAGUUUUAAUCGAUUGAAGCUAUUUAUUAAUUCGCUGCGAUAUAUAUUACACAAACUCAUUGCUUUGUGAAAAGUAUGAAAAUGUUGGCCAAUUGCAAUGAAAUCAGCGAAGAAAAAACUACACUGUUCAGCAGUUAAAGAUUUGGCAAAGCGUGUGUAAUUUUUAAAACAAGUAGAACGAUGAAAUCCAAAACAUAAAGAACAAAUGAAACGAUCAAGUUUAUUGAGAAAAAUGGGAGAAUCUAAACAAAGGAUUAAUGAAAUGAAAGUACGAUACUAUAUUUUUUAAAUUGUGUAUAGAGUUUAUUUACAAACAAUUGCAGACAAAUGCGCAAACAAAGGCAAAUGAGAAAUAAGCUUAAUGAAAUAAAACACUGCACUUCAUUGAUCGUGCGAUCAACCUACAUGUGUGCUAAAUAGCCGACAAACCGUAUCUGUUUUGCAUUACACACAUAAAUGCACCCGAGUGAACGCGCGUCAAAAACGUACAUAUAAUCGAUCGGUUACUGUACGUUAUGAUGCUAAAGGAUGCUCUCAAAAUCCUAGCUGCAUCAGAAAAUAUCAUUUGAAAACGAAAACCUUGUGACCUAAACACGAAAUCAAGAUUACGAAAUAUAUUCAAUCAAUCACCUGA